Messenger RNA from Scophthalmus maximus (turbot), 4091 nucleotides. It is a transcript of the gene egln2, whose product is annotated as egl-9 family hypoxia-inducible factor 2. Bases 434 to 2068 code for a protein of 544 amino acids. Gene Ontology annotation, molecular function: peptidyl-proline 4-dioxygenase activity; L-ascorbic acid binding; ferrous iron binding. Gene Ontology annotation, cellular component: nucleus; cytoplasm. Gene Ontology annotation, biological process: cellular response to hypoxia; peptidyl-proline hydroxylation to 4-hydroxy-L-proline. The transcript is spliced from 6 exons. NCBI's taxonomy places the organism in Eukaryota, Metazoa, Chordata, Actinopteri, Pleuronectiformes, Scophthalmidae. The record is from RefSeq and is a predicted model, not a curated record.
CGCGCAGAGCUUCUCCUUUCCUGCGGGAGGUCGAGGGGACCUCGCGUGGCUCCUCCGUCUCCUCCGUCUCCAUGUUGGAGUUCAGCGUGUCAGAGUCCGGCGCUGCUCCGCCGUCGCCCCAUUAAAACACUAUUUAUAACCGACAGGAGAAUUACUGGACGGGACGCGCGCGCGCGCACAGACACAUGAACGGGCGAGACCAUCCCGGAAAUAAGACGCGUACUCUCAGCCAGUCACGUACGCUCACCGAGGACGUGCGCUGCCGUCGGCUGCCGGAGGUCCCCCUGAGACGACAGGAUACAGACACAGCCCCUGUAGGCGCGGGAGGGUUCGAUGGGAGCAUGGACAUCCUUCUGUGUGUGUGGCAGAGAGACAGAUAGAACAUGACGCGAGGACGUGAGCUACGUGCGCAUCCAGCCGAUGACGAGAUGACAUGGAGCGCUCGGGACACGCGGAGCCUGUAAACCCGAGCCCGUCGCGCGCAGCGGCGUCAGCCGCGCAGGAGGGGAGGACGAGCGGCCCGCGGCUCGUCUGCGGCCCGGCGGACCGUCACCGGCCGCACCGGGGCGACAUGGGGCUCAACGGCUGCUGCGCGGCGCCGGUCGGGAGCCCGACGGCCGCGGAGCUGCUCGCAGGUCUGGCGUCUCAGACCGACUCACCUGGAAUCACGACCCCGACCAAGCUGCCGAAGACCGGCGUGCCGCCCUGUGGCGGCGGGGUGGUGUCUCCGUGCGCCACCGUGGAGGGGAGCCACGCAGGCGCUUUGGCGCACACGCCAAACGGUUACCCGGCACAAAUGGAGGGCGUCGCGGGGGUAACUGGUGACCCCGUCAGCCCCUUCACCAGCAGGGCCUGUCCGGUGGGUAACGGGGACUGGACGGCGCAUGAGAAGUGCCCUUUAGUGAUGAGGAGGCUCAAUGGAGACCUGAGAGGCAGACAAGUGCAACAGCUGAAACGCAGGGGAGGACAGAACCGGGACAUGGCCACGGAGACUCUCAGCGGCCUCGUGAUGGGGUCACCGGGGUCAGGAGGCUCUGUGAAUGCUGCCUCUGCUUCCAGAGACUGGGACUUAAAGAGGAGAAGGUUGGCAGAGGCGAGUGUCGCGCACAGAUCCUCAGAGGCCCCCAGAGCGGCACGAGCAGUCGCCCCUCUCACUGUCACUGUCAACUGCAGCAACAGUUCCCAUUGCAACCAAAUGACUAUCAAUCGUGUGCACUGUGUCACUCCCCAGUCUCCGUUCACCCCGUACACUAACCAGCACAAUGGACACAAGGCGCACACAGCUGCACCCAGCCAGACGUCCCCCUUGGAGGCUAAUGGAAUCCCGAACAUACGGCCUCCUACAGGGGCCGGCUGGUCAGCAGAGAGCAUAGCCCAGCAGUACAUCGUCCCCUGCAUGAAAUACUACGGCAUCUGUGUGAAGGACAACUUCCUGGGCCCUCAGCUGGGUGACAUGGUCCUGGAGGAGGUGGAGGCGCUGAACCGCAGUGGGGAGUUUCGGGGCGGGCAGCUGGUGAGCCAGAAGAGCAUUCCCUCUGGGAGCAUCCGGGGUGACCAGGUCGCCUGGGUGGAGGGACGCGGGCCUGGCUGCGAGAGCAUCGGGGCACUGAUGGCUCACAUUGACGAGGCCGUCAUGUACAGCGCUGCCAAUGGACAGCUGGGCGACUGUGUCAUCAAUGGACGCACCAAGGCAAUGGUUGCCUGUUACCCAGGUAACGGGGCAGGGUAUGUCCGCCAUGUUGACAAUCCUAAAGGUGAUGGACGCUGCAUCACGUGUAUCUACUAUCUUAACAAGAACUGGGAUGUGAAGAAACAGGGAGGGUUGUUGCAGAUCUACCCCGAAGGCAAAAAUGUGGUAGCCAACAUCGAACCUCUGUUUGACCGACUGCUCAUCUUCUGGUCUGACCGCAGGAAUCCACAUGAAGUCAAGCCAGCCUACGCCACUCGCUAUGCCAUCACAGUCUGGUACUUUGAUGCCAAAGAGAGAGCAGAGGCUAAAGAGAAAUACAGAUUGGCGACGGGACAGAAAGGUGUUCAAGUGCCUGUCACUCAAAACAGCAAGACAUAAAUCAUCUGUUCAGUGGAGAGCACUCUGCAAUAUUAUGUGCCUUCCUAAACUGCUAAUGGACGUCGUGAUGGUAAAGGGAGACGCUGUCAGAAACUGUCAGUCAUCUGCGGAACUCCACGCCACUCUGACAUGUUCAGUUGUCGAGUUCACGCCACGGGCUGUGAUGAUAUGUUUUCCUCCCCUGUGAUUGGGCGGCUGAUCAAAGUUACGGCAGAUAAAGAGCACAACAUAAUCAGAAUGACGUGCUUUGGCAAAAGAAGAAGAAAAGAAUCCACUCUGUCUCACUUUAUCCUCUAUGAAGACAACUAACUGAUGAAAAAAGACUACUGGAUAUAUAUAUAACUUCAAUUCAAACCCAAGGAGCAUAAAUGAUCAGUGGAGACAGUGGGGCAUGGAGGGAUGGGGGGGCAAGGAGUAGAAAUCGCUGGUGAUGUCUCUGAAAUUCCCUAUUUUCUCUUUACUGUGAUAUGGUCCCCUUGUCUCAUGGUGUGGGCAAGUGUGUGUGUGCGUUUGUGUGUGUGUGUGUGUCUGUGUAAAGACAGAGACAGAAAAGAAAUAGACAGCAAGGCAUCAGAUGAUAUAGUGUGAUAAUAAAGUGGAAAGCCCACUAUAUGAUGCCACUAUGGCACAUGUUCAAUCAGUCCUGGCUCAAGCACCAAUCCUGAACAUUACAGGGAUGUACUCACAUUUUAUAAUCAGCAUGAGGAUAACUCUCCACUUCAGUUUUACUCUGUAUAGCACACCAAGUAUAUUUCAAAUAUUGUUCCAGGUCUUUAUUACAACAUCUUCCUAACAAUGGAAAAAAUAUUUUGCAACAGCCUCAAAAUGUUAGUGCCACAAAAACCCAGAGAGUAAAGCAGGAUGGUUUCAUCAUUUUAGUAGGUGGUGUGUCUUAAACAUGUUUUUAAGUCUGAACUUGGAGUACACAAUGCUUUUCUACAUUCUUGAUGUGUCGCGCUCUCUGUCUGACUGAAACACACGGCUCACACUUGACACAAGAGGCAAGCUGUCCCAAGGCAGGGGUCAAAACAGGGUUUGUUGAGUGAGUAAUGUGUGUGCUGAGUGUGUGUGUGUUCACGCUCAUAUGCCUGAACGGAGAUAAAGCUUGACUCUCUCCAGCUCUUACCGUGAUGGAAACAGUGUGUAUAACUAGUGUGGCAAACCUGCCCAAAAACACUCAAACAAACAGAAAGAUGGACAACAACAGAUUAUUAAAAAAAAGGAACAAAAAUGAUGACGUUAUACUAAACAGUACUUAGCAGAAUGAUAACCUCAAUCAACCUGUACACCUACAAAGCACAGAGUUAAGCAUAAACAUAUGUGAACUGCAGGGGGGAAACCUGAGGGUAAAUAUGUACUUGCACAUGAAUGUGACAUAUUCCAAUGUCUUGAAGAGGGCUGCAGGUGUUGUCUCAGUGAAUAUUUGAUUGUUUAAAGAGAAGGUUAUUUUAAAAGCACUUUAUUGUUUGCAAUGCCAUGCGUGAAUGAUAGAAAACUAUAGCUAAAAUGUAGAUAAUGCCUUUAUAUGCUGUGGAUAAUGUGGCCAUUCAAAUGCAAUAGAGACUAAAACAAUGAGAACAAAUUGAAAUUGUUUUAGUAUUUAAUUAAAAGCUGUCUGUUUUUGUACACCAAGUGUAACUGAUUUACUGGGUGAAAACUGAACUCAGUCGCAACUUUAUUCAGAGCAAGUGAGAAGCACCAGACACAUGUUCACUAUAAGGAUCAAUUAAGUCACAUGAUACAAGAGGAAUCAAAAGAAAAAGGAAUUCAUCUGAGACAUACUAUCAAUGACGGGAACCAAGCUUGAUUAUUUAUACGUAUGUGACAUAUAGUUUGAGUUUGAAAGCAAAAACAAAAAGCUCACAUGUGGCUGUCAUUCAAGUAUUUAAUAAUAGCAGAACAGAUAAUGAUCAAGUAGAUAUAGAAUUUCUGAAGCUUUGUAUGUGGGAAUGCCUGAGCAUAUGUGUUGUAGUGAAAAUCCUGGUGGUGAUUAUUAAUAAACAACAAUAAGUGUGUUCUGUGA